Messenger RNA from Microstroma glucosiphilum, 2779 nucleotides. RefSeq names its product Adaptor protein complex beta subunit. NCBI's taxonomy places the organism in Eukaryota, Fungi, Basidiomycota, Exobasidiomycetes, Microstromatales, Microstromataceae. Gene Ontology annotation, biological process: vesicle-mediated transport; intracellular protein transport. Gene Ontology annotation, molecular function: clathrin binding. The coding region runs from base 159 to 2324 and encodes 721 amino acids. The transcript has 7 exons. Gene Ontology annotation, cellular component: membrane coat. The record is from RefSeq and is a predicted model, not a curated record.
CCACUACUACUACCACCACCACCAUCACCGUCAUCAUAUCCCGCCAUCGCCUUGAUACUGGCAUCACACCACAGGCAGCUUCGAUCGCCAUCGCCUCGUCCUUCCCUGCGAUCUGCCGCCGCUGCCGCUGAGGCUCACGAUCUCGACCCUCCGCCGCAAUGUCUCGCCCUCGCUUCUUCAAUGCCCCUCGUAAAGGCGAGAACUUUGAGCUUCGCGCUGAUCUCAAUUCCGAGUAUCGCGAGCGAAGGAGUGAUGCCAUCAAGAGGGUCAUUGCCAACAUGACCGUGGGCAAAGACGUCAGCGGCCUCUUCCCAGACGUGCUGAAGAAUAUGCAGACCGAGGACCUGGAGCAGAAGAAGCUCGUAUACCUCUACCUCAUUAAUUACGCAAAGACGCAACCAGAACUAGUCAUCCUGGCAGUCAACACUUUCGUAAAGGACACUGCCGAUCCCAACCCGUUGGUCCGAGCUCUAGCCAUCAGGACAAUGUCGAUGCUCAGGGCGGAGAAGAUCAUCGACUAUCUGUCAGAUCCUCUGUCUCGAUGUUUGAAGGAUGAUAACCCCUACGUCAGGAAGACGGCUGCGAUCUGUGUCGCAAAGCUGUAUGACAUCAAGCCGGAACUGGCAAUCGAAGGUGGUUUCGUGGAGUCUUUGAGGGAACUGGUGGCAGAUAGCAACCCCAUGGUCGUCGCAAAUGCAGUCACAGCUUUGACAGAUAUACAUCAGACCGCCCUAGAGCAAGGCCUAGACACACUCUUCAUCAUUGACUCGGCAGUCCUAUCCAAGCUACUCAUUGCCCUGAACGAGUGUACAGAGUGGGGAAGGAUAGCAAUCCUGAAUUCUCUGGCCCGAUACAGGACUACCGAUGAGAAAGAGGCUGAACACAUCUGCGAGAGGGUCAUGCCUCAAUUCCAACAUGCUAAUGGCAGCGUAGUACUUAGCGCCAUUAAGGUCAUUAUGAUCCAUAUGGAUCACGUCGGCAAGGCUGAGUUCGUCAAGCAGCUUGUGCGCAAAAUGGCUCCACCCCUCGUCACCCUUGUGUCAGCUGCUCCCGAAGUUCAAUGGGUUGCCCUCCGCAAUAUGAAUCUCAUUCUGCAAAAGAGGCCAGAAGUCCUAUCUUCAGAGCUCCGGAUAUUCUUUUGCAAGUACAACGAUCCGUCCUACGUCAAGCUCGAAAAACUAGAGAUUAUGAUCAAGCUCGCCAAUGAGCGCAAUGUGGACAUGCUACUCUCAGAGCUGAAAGAGUAUGCCAGCGAAGUCGAUUUGGAUUUCGUGCGAAGGAGCAUCAGAGCCAUUGGGCAAUGUGCUAUCAAGAUCGACGCAGCGGCGGAGCGGUGCGUCCAUGUGCUGCUGGAUCUCAUUGCUACAAAGGUCACCUAUGUUGUUCAGGAAGCCGUCGUCGUCAUCAAGGACAUCUUCCGGAAGUAUCCCCAGAACUACGAGGGAGUCAUACCCACGCUUUGUGCCAAUUUGGAAGAUCUCGAUGAACCAGAAGCCAAGGCCUCACUCGUCUGGAUUCUCGGCGAGUAUGCGGACAAGAUCGACAAUUCGGAAGAGCUACUCGCCUCUUUCCUCGAUGGCUUCGUCGACGAGCCAUACCAGGUCCAGUUUCAGACGCUGGUCGCGAUUGUCAAGCUCUUCCUGAAGAAGCCGGAUGGCGCAGCGCAAGGGAUCGUGCAAAGGGUUCUCGAGUUGGCGACCAAAGAGGCGGACAACCCCGAUCUGAGAGAUCGCGCAUUCAUCUACUGGCGGCUUCUCAGCAGCUCCGAUCCAGAGGCGGGCAGAUCUAUUGUCCUAGCUUCGCGGCCCCCUAUCUCUAUCCCAUUAUCGACGAUAUCCCCCGCUCUACUGGAGGAGUUGAUUUCCGACCUCUCUUCGCUAGCCUCCGCCUAUCACAAGCCAGCCUCCACUUUCAUCGGGAAGGUGAAGUAUGGUGCAGACUCAGCAAAGAAAGGGGCAGCAACCAGAGAGCAGGCGCUGGCUACAGUGGUACAAGGGCAAAAUGCCGAGAAUCUGCUUGACUUCGGAGAAGACGACGUGCAGAGCAGUACCGGCGGCUUAGGUGCCCUGGACGAAAUGAUUUUGAACGACACGCAUGCAUCUGCACCAGGUCAGACCAACAGCACGACGGCUGCGAGUAGCCAGCUGAACGACCUUCUUGGACUCUUCGAUGCAGCACCUGGAGCCGAACAGCCGGGGGCAAAAUCGGGCCUAGAUGCUCUCUCUUCCCUAUCAGCAUUCCCGCUUGCUUCGUCCACUCCAAACAGCCGACCCUCUACCGCACAGCAGACGGGUGGGAGUGCAGACUUGUUGGAUCUGCUGUAAAUUGUCUCAAUGCUAUAUACGUCGCACCUCAUCGGCGUCAUGAGAACUCUCACUCUGUAUUCCUCUGCUACUGCUUCAUUGUGUGUCAUCAUUCUCUGUGGCAAGCCCGGGCGCCUUGGCAACUUCUCGUUUGUCCACCUUCGCGAGCGCGAACACGUCCCCGACCCCAUCGCUAGCAAUGGUCGACAACACGACGACCCAUAACGCUUCAAUUGACGGGCUCGAUCGACCAUUAUCAUCUACUGAAGAGCAGAAUCAUCGUAGUCAGGGUGUUUCGCAGUGCACGAGAGACGAGGCUGACUCUGACCCCUCGGUCCCUACACGAAGUCCAAACUGCGAGCAUGUUCGAGCAGAGACAGUGUCCGUGCAUCGGCGUCCGAAGAGCGGAUCCUAUGUGAACGUCGGUCCCAGAGCCCGUUUGUCGACACGGCAGUCCGACCGUGUCGCAGCAGUCA